This is a messenger RNA of Triticum turgidum subsp. durum (durum wheat), 1020 nucleotides long. The record is from the annotation of a GenBank genome assembly. Lineage: Eukaryota; Viridiplantae; Streptophyta; Magnoliopsida; Poales; Poaceae.
AUGGCGUUCGCGCUCAAGGCCUCCGCCUCCCCCGCCCUCGCCGCCGCCUCCUCGGCCGCGGCGGCGUCGUCCCCCUCCUUCUCCGCCUCCGCCUCCGCGGCGCCGAGGGGCCGCGCCGCCGCGGCCAGGAGGGUCGCGCUCCGCGGGGCCGCGCGCCCCGUGCCCGCCAUCAGGGCGUCCGCGUCUGCCGCCGCCCCCGCCGCCCCCGCCGUGGCCGGGGACAAGCGCACCAUCUCGGGCACCUUCACCAACCUCAAGGCGCAGGGCAAGAUCGCGUUCAUCCCGUUCAUCGUCGCCGGCGACCCCGACCUGGCGACCACGGCGAAGGCGCUGAAGGUUCUCGAUGCGUGUGGUUCCGAUGUGAUCGAAUUGGGCGUGCCGUACUCUGAUCCCUUGGCUGAUGGCCCUGUUAUUCAGGCUUCUGCUACACGCGCGCUGACAAAGGGCACCACAUUUGAGGAUGUUAUCUCUAUGGUGAAAGACGUGGUGCCUGAGCUGUCCUGCCCUCUCGCGCUUUUCACAUAUUACAACCCGAUUCUGAAGCGCGGUGUCGCCAACUUCAUGUCUGUUGUAAAAGAAGCCGGUGUACACGGGCUUGUGGUACCUGAUGUUCCUCUAGAAGAGACAGAUAUUUUGAGAAGCGAGGCUGCCAAGAACAACCUAGAGCUGGUGUUACUAACAACACCAACUACACCAACAGAAAGAAUGGAGAGAAUUACAAAGGCUUCAGAAGGAUUUGUUUAUCUUGUAAGCACCACCGGAGUUACUGGCACACGUGCAAACGUAAGUUUCAAGGUGGAAGCUCUUCUUAAGGAAAUCAAGCAGGUCACAGAUAAAGCUGUUGCUGUUGGCUUUGGAGUGUCAACUCCAGAGCAGGUGAAGCAGAUCGCGGGCUGGGGUGCAGAUGGUGUGAUCGUCGGGAGCGCGAUGGUGAGGCAGUUGGGCGAAUCUGGUUCUCCUGAAGAAGGAUUGAAGAAGCUAGAAGAAUUAGCCAAGAGCCUAAAGGCCGCAUUUCCAUGA